GGUCGGGCCCGGGAUGCUGCACGGAGCUGAGCACUGAGCUGGGCGCCAUGGGGAGCGCAUCGUAGCCCCCCCCGCCGUGGCCCCCUCCUGCUCCGUGCGUGGCACCGGUGGCGGAGCCCACUCGGUCGGUGCUGAGCGCUCCUUGAUGGAAUUGCGGUGAAUGGAACAGAAGCCCAGCACCCUGGACCCGCUGUCGGAGCCAGAGGACACCCGGUGGCUGGAUGGCAAGCGCAAAAGAAAGAGCAGCCAAUGUUUGGUGAAGAGCAGCAUGUCAGGGUACAUCCCUAGUUACCUGGACAAAGAUGAACAGUGUGUGGUGUGCGGGGACAAAGCCACCGGCUACCACUACCGCUGCAUCACCUGCGAGGGCUGCAAGGGCUUCUUCCGUCGGACCAUCCAGAAGAACCUGCACCCCACGUACUCCUGCAAGUACGAUGGGUGCUGUGUCAUUGACAAGAUCACCCGCAACCAGUGCCAGCUCUGUCGCUUCAAGAAGUGCAUCUCCGUGGGCAUGGCCAUGGACUUGGUGCUGGAUGAUUCAAAGCGGGUAGCGAAGCGGAAGCUGAUCGAGGAGAACCGGGAGCGGCGGCGGAAGGAGGAGAUGAUCAAGUCCCUGCAGCAUCGUCCCAACCCCAGUGCAGAGGAGUGGGAGCUCAUCCACGUGGUGACCGAGGCCCAUCGCAGCACCAAUGCCCAGGGCAGCCACUGGAAGCAGAAGCGGAAAUUCCUGCCCGAGGACAUCGGCCAGUCGCCCAUGGCCUCAAUGCCUGACGGGGACAAAGUCGACCUGGAGGCGUUCAGCGAGUUUACAAAAAUCAUCACCCCGGCGAUCACCCGCGUGGUCGACUUUGCCAAAAAACUGCCCAUGUUUUCAGAGCUGCCUUGCGAAGACCAGAUCAUCCUGCUGAAGGGCUGCUGCAUGGAGAUCAUGUCCCUGCGGGCGGCCGUGCGCUACGACCCCGAGAGCGAGACGCUGACGCUCAGUGGGGAGAUGGCUGUGAAGCGUGAGCAGCUCAAGAACGGAGGCCUCGGAGUCGUCUCCGAUGCCAUCUUCGACCUGGGCAAGUCCCUGUCUGCCUUCAACCUGGAUGACACCGAGGUGGCCCUGCUCCAGGCUGUGCUGCUCAUGUCCUCAGACCGGACGGGGCUGAUCUGCGUGGAGAAGAUCGAGAAGUGCCAGGAGACAUACCUGCUGGCCUUCGAGCACUACAUCAACUACCGCAAACACAACAUUCCCCACUUCUGGCCCAAGCUGCUGAUGAAGGUGACGGAUCUGCGGAUGAUCGGCGCCUGCCACGCCAGCCGCUUCCUGCACAUGAAGGUGGAGUGUCCCACCGAGCUCUUCCCCCCCCUCUUCCUCGAGGUCUUCGAGGACCAGGAGGUGUAGGGCUGCCACCCCCCACCCCACACACACCCCCCACCGCCCCGGACGGCCCCUACCCCGCUCAGCCCCACAUCACCCCCCCCAAGUUCUCUUACUGGGGGAAUGCUGCGCCCAAGGGAGGGGGGGGUCCUGCUGUGCCCCCCCACGGCUGCCCCCCCUCCACAGCCCCCCAGCGCCCCAGGACUUGAUGAAUUUUGUUUGUUUGCACAGGGAAGGGCCCCGAUGUCGAACGUUUCUUUAUUGUCCUUCUCUUCUUAGAUUAUUAUUUUUUAAGCAUUUAUUUCCCUCCCUGAGAGGCUAAAAUAUUAAACUAACUGCACUUUGGAAGGAGAGAGGAGGAGGAGGAGGAGGAGGAAGAGCAGAGGAGAGGAGGGGGCUCUGGGCUGCACAGGGAGAGGCUGCCCCGGCCCCAUGCACUUUGGGCCAGGCAGCAGCGCGGGGGCCAGGGUUAGGGGGGG
This is a messenger RNA of Melopsittacus undulatus (budgerigar), 1842 nucleotides long. RefSeq names its product thyroid hormone receptor alpha (gene THRA). NCBI's taxonomy places the organism in Eukaryota, Metazoa, Chordata, Aves, Psittaciformes, Psittaculidae. The record is from RefSeq and is a predicted model, not a curated record. Bases 161 to 1387 code for a protein of 408 amino acids. The transcript has 8 exons. Gene Ontology annotation, biological process: thyroid hormone receptor signaling pathway; positive regulation of transcription by RNA polymerase II; cell differentiation. Gene Ontology annotation, molecular function: RNA polymerase II cis-regulatory region sequence-specific DNA binding; nuclear receptor activity; zinc ion binding.